ACGAGAUAUUGCAGAUACAAAAGAGAAACCGGAAAUAAAAACAAAAGGGGUGUGGCACCGGGUGUACAGCAUCCACAGUCCGCCGUGUUAAGCCGUAUAACAACCGCCGUCUUAUCUUAUUUUUGUAUGGUGAGACAAAUGUAAAGGGUGCCUCAAGCUUUCCCCUCCGAAAACUGAAAAAUCCGAAAUCAUCUUCACGGCUCCCAAUUUGAUCUUGAAGGAAAUGGCAACAUCUCAUGAGGAGUUGGAGGGUAAUGAAGAUGAAUAUGUAAUGCUCGACUUGGAUGGAAUUUCUGACGUUCCGCCUAAUGCUCCUUACGUUCUCUCUGGCCUGGACACAUUGAACCCAAUUCUAAUCAUUGAUGACAGGAUAAAACUGAUUGGCGAAUAUGAUGAAACUAUAGGGACAUGUAUUGUUUUCAGUGAAAAUGAUGCUCCUCCAGUUGUCCAUGUAGAGACUGGACCAUCAGAAGCAAAUCUUUUUGCGGGUAAAUCCAUAAUAAACCCAAAUCAUGUUCCAAAAAAGGAGGUCAAGCCUGUUUGUCAAGUUCAAAAGAUUCUCAGAUUCAAGUUGUUAAUAGAAACUCAAGCCGACUCAAUAAUCGAACAGGCUGGCAUGAAUACGGUAAUACCGACUGGUCCAAGUAACACAAAGCUUUAAUCUAUGAGCUUCGUAUAUCAACCUUAGAUCUUUGUUUGUUUAGUAGUAGAUAAUUUGAUGUCUGUUUUCACGUUAACUUGUACAAGUUAUAUUUUUGUGUAGCAAGUAAUGCAUGUACUAUUUUUACUCUA
Molecule: messenger RNA, 792 nt
Organism: Erigeron canadensis
Lineage: Eukaryota; Viridiplantae; Streptophyta; Magnoliopsida; Asterales; Asteraceae
Exons: 5
Coding region: 224-661 (145 amino acids)
Biological process (GO): transcription by RNA polymerase III
Cellular component (GO): transcription factor TFIIIC complex
Source: RefSeq, a predicted model, not a curated record